Messenger RNA from Lucilia cuprina (Australian sheep blowfly), 1150 nucleotides. Its product is annotated as myb-like protein AA. The annotation marks the transcript as partial. The record is from RefSeq and is a predicted model, not a curated record. The transcript has a single exon. Lineage: Eukaryota; Metazoa; Arthropoda; Insecta; Diptera; Calliphoridae.
UAUAAGGCCCAACAGAGAGGAAGUGCUAGAAAUUAUGAGCAAGAAAAUGAGAUAUUAGUUAAAAAACAGCAGCAGCAACAACAACAACAGCAACUCAAAAGACAAAGACAAGGAAAUGUUAAAGCAAAAUUAAUACAACAUCAGCAACAGCAUUAUGAGCAACAACAGCAACAACAAUUACAAUUAGAAUUAAUACCACCUUUACCACCAGAAACUAGAGGCAGACAAAGAACAUUUUCAUCGACUUCUUCUUUAACAACUACAGCAAGACCCACAACAACAAUAAUUACUCGUAAUAAUACCAAAAAUAGUUUUAGAGGCCACACUAAAUACUCACAACAACAAGAACAACUGCAGCAGCAACACCAACAACAACAGCAACACCAAUCAAUUUUAACCCAAAGUAACCCCAACAGCAUUAACAACAUAAAUAAUAUUAAUAGUUUUAAUAGUAAAAAUAGUAAAUUUAAUAGUAGAAAUCAUUUUAAUCAUAAUAACGAUGAAAAACAACAACAACAACUAACCAAACAUCAGCAACAACAACAACAACAACAAAAGCAACAGCGACGACCACAACAGCAACAACAGUAUCAAUAUCAACAACCAACUAUUACAGCAGCCCAUAGCAAACAUAAAAAUACUGGUCAUCAACAUAGAAGCCAACAAAAACAACAUCAAAAUAAAAACAACAACACCAACAAAAGCACUAACAAUUUGAAAAAAUCCUCAAAUGCCAACAACAUCGAUAAUGAUGAAUUAAAAGACUAUAAGAGCAAAAUCAAAAAUAAAUACAACAUCGAUUAUGAUCAUUCUUUAGAUGCAGAAUAUGAAAUAAUCGAGGCCGUCGAAUGAGAAAGGGAAUGAAAGACAAUGAAUGAUGGAUCUUUACCAAAAAAACUAAGAAGAAGUUGCAGUUAUUCGUUACUUUUAAAGAUUCGAAUGUUUGGAAUGUUAAAAAGAUCUUAAAUCAAAAAAACAGUGUUGAAAAUGGAAAUAUCAUAAUUUUUCUAUAAUUUUCUUGAUCAAUUUUCAUUUUAUAAACAAAAUAUAGCAAAUUGCUGAUCUUUUAAUAGAAAAUUAUCGAUAAAUUUUCUUUUUUAUAGAAAACUGUCUAUCAAAUUUAACUUUAUAUAAAGUUGACUUUGUAAAG